This is a messenger RNA of Anastrepha obliqua, 941 nucleotides long. RefSeq lists its product as uncharacterized. The coding region runs from base 1 to 474 and encodes 157 amino acids. The transcript is spliced from 2 exons. NCBI's taxonomy places the organism in Eukaryota, Metazoa, Arthropoda, Insecta, Diptera, Tephritidae. The record is from RefSeq and is a predicted model, not a curated record.
AUGCCAAUACAGCAACAGCCAAAUAGUUGCAACAUCAGAAACUCUUAUGAAUCGAGAAAAGAAGAGCCAGCUGAUUGUAGCAAUUCCCUAGAUCCACAAAAUCUGCAUAUACAUCAGCACGAAAAUCAAGUAACAUUAGAAGAAGAUGUGGAAACUGAAGACGGAAGUGACGGCGAGGAAAGUGAAGCCGGUGAACAUAUUGCAAACGCGGAUAAUGUAACAUUGUGUUACAAUAAUAAUUACUAUAACAACAACAAUAAUUACUACUACCACUAUUGCAACUUGAAUUAUAACCAACACCUAAACGAACAGUCCCAGUCCAAAACACAUUUGCUAAUACGUCAGCUAAAACGACGCACUGUACAAGAAAUUCUGCAGCGUCCAUUCCUUAUCCAAAUAGUCGCUCUUUUCAUGUGGUUCCACGGCAAAUUCUGGCAAUUCUACUACGAAACAUUGACACGAAGAUUGCAGUAAAGGCAGAAAAUUGAAUUACAUAUUGGAAGAAUAACAAUGCAAAAUUAAAAAAACGUAUAGGAAUCUAUUUCAACACUUUAAAGGAGUCUAGCAAAAGGAAAGAACCUAAGCAUUUCUUCUUGAUAACAUAAUAUUGGACGUUCUUAUGGAUGUUAGCAAUCUGUAACAGCUCAGAGACAGAUUCGGAUGGACACCAUAAUUAUAUUUAGUUUUAAAGUGUUUUUCCAUACUACUGUAUUUACCAACAAAACUUAGCUUAAUGCGCGUACUUCAAAAAGUCACAAUUAAAAAAACAGGAGUAGUAAAUGCAAUUGCCAAACGAUAAUAAGAACAAAUCGUUUGAAACUAAGAACUAAGAGUAAAAUAUAUUAAAUUUACUUACUUGCAUUCCAUUCAUACUUACAAUACUUAUAUUGAACACAAUAAAAUGAGUAAAGAAUUGCUGCGUGCAAUCUGAUAUACAAAAA